Polyodon spathula (Mississippi paddlefish) is the source of this 2195-nucleotide messenger RNA. Its product is annotated as U2 small nuclear ribonucleoprotein auxiliary factor 35 kDa subunit-related protein 2-like. The transcript is spliced from 12 exons. The record is from RefSeq and is a predicted model, not a curated record. Lineage: Eukaryota; Metazoa; Chordata; Actinopteri; Acipenseriformes; Polyodontidae. Gene Ontology annotation, biological process: mRNA splicing, via spliceosome. Gene Ontology annotation, cellular component: spliceosomal complex; U2AF complex. Gene Ontology annotation, molecular function: pre-mRNA 3'-splice site binding; metal ion binding. The coding region runs from base 50 to 2065 and encodes 671 amino acids.
AGUGGUUAAGGAUUUGAAGCACCACAGAAGGUUCUGCAGAGUGUAAGAAAUGCUACCAAAAACUACGCUUCCAUGUAAGAGAAGUCGAUGCAAGUCCUGUCUCUUUUCAGGCAGAUUUCACCACACCUCUUUAUGGUUAACCCUUAACCCGGCACUGACGACAAUACAAACAAAAAUGGCGGCUUCCGUGGUUGCCCAGUGCAACCAGAAACUGGGCCAUAAGCAAUUUAGAGCUGCCCUGAAGAAAGAGAAAAGGAAAAAGAAGCGUCAAGCCUUUGCUAAACUAAGAGAUGCAGAAUUACCUGAAGAAGAGGGAGAAGGGGACACUUUGCAAGAUGAAGAACUUGAGGAAGAGAGAAGGGCUGAAGAGGAAAGGCAACGCUUACACCUUCAAUGGAUGGAAAAAGAAAAGAUUGCACAGGAGGAGUUCCGACUGAGAAGAGAAAAGGAGGAAGCAGCCAGAUUGAAACGAGAGGAAGAGGAGUGGAGAAUUAAAGAAGAAUGGGAAGAGCAGCAAAAAAAAGAACAACAUGAAAAAGAGAAGAAACAGCAGGAGAAGAGAGACAGAGAGGAAGCUGUGCAGAAAAUGCUGGAUCAAGCUGAGAGCCAGCUGGAAAAUGGUGGUACGUGGCAUAACCCAGAGGCUCCAGUGGAUUACGGAACAGAGAAAGAUAGGGCUAACUGUCCAUUCUAUCUGAAAACAGGCGCGUGCAGAUUUGGAGACAGGUGCUCUCGCAAGCAUGCUCAUCCAGCCUCGAGCCCAACACUCAUGAUCAGAGGCAUGUUUGUGUCCUUUGGGAUUGAGCAGAGUAGGAGAGAUGACUAUGACACAGACGCCAGCCUGGAAUACAGUGAGGAGGAGGUUCACCAGCAGUUUCUGGACUUCUAUGAAGAUGUGCUUCCUGAGUUUAAAAGUGUGGGCAAGGUCCUUCAGUUCAAGGUUAGCUGUAAUUUUGAGCCUCACCUGAGGGGAAAUGUGUAUAUCCAAUUUCAAACGGACGAUGAGUGCAGGGAAGCCUUUAUGCGCUUUAAUGGUCGCUACUACGCAGGAAGGCAGCUUCAGUGCGAGUUCUGUCCAGUAACGAGGUGGAAGACAGCAAUAUGUGGUCUUUUCGACAGGCAGAAGUGUCCCAGAGGCAAACACUGCAACUUCCUACACGUUUAUAGAAACCCUGAUAACCAGUUCUGGGAGGCAGACCGGGACUUUCACAUGUCCCCUGACAGAAGCAGCCAGUAUUCCGGCCGGUUCUCUGAACGCUACUCUGAGCGGAGGGGCAGAUCGUUUCAGUAUAGUGAUUACAAGUCCAGGAGGCAGCACAGCUGCAGUCCAGAGAGUUCUCGAAGGAGAAAUGGGGAAUCGGACAGGAGGGCUGGGAACAGGAGUCGGAGCAGGGAGAGGCUGAGAACUCAAAGGUCCAGAAGCCGUAGCAAGGAGAGAGGGAAUUCAAGAGCCGAACGGCCAAGGAGCAAAGAGCGGAGGAGAUCCAACAGCAGGGAGAGGUUCUCAGCCAGGAGAGAGAGGAGAUCCAAGAACAGGAGCAGAACACGAUCCAAAAGUAGAGAUAAGAAGAGGUCUAAGUCACCCAGGGAGUCUAGAAAGAGGACCAGAAACAGGUCAAGAUCAAAGAGCCACAGUGGUAGUGGUGAUGGAGAUGGAAGGUCUUGCAGCAAAGGCGGGUCUCCAAGCCAAACUGAGAUAAGAAAGGCAAGGAGCAGGAGCAGGAGCUCAGAACGGAUUGACUGCAAGAGCCCCCGGCACAAACACAGCAAGAAGAGCAAGAAGAAGAAACAAAAGAAAGACAAAAAGAAGAACCGGUCACCAGACAAGAAGCAAUCCCCCAAUUCCUUAAAGAAACACUCAGAAGAUGAUAAAAACUCUCCUCUUAAUCCUGUUGAGAAAGACUGUCUGAUGGAAGAAGGAACACAGCAAGAUGUCCCCUCAGUUGGAAAAAAUAGUGGGACAGUCUUGGAAUCUGAUCCUGCACUUGGAAUCCCAGAAAAGCAACAGGAUGAAGAUAAUGUUCAUAAUGUAAAACCUGAGGGAAAACAUAUUUCCCAAGAGUAAUUUUGUUUGUAGUAGUAUUCCACAGUCAAAUGUGCAAUUGUAAGCCCCUUGUGUGUGAAGAAGAAACAUUUCUCAAACAAAUAGUACUGUAUAUACUUUUGAUGUGACACAUAAUUAAAAAAUUUGUAUG